This is a messenger RNA of Filobasidium floriforme, 1106 nucleotides long. RefSeq lists its product as uncharacterized. Gene Ontology annotation, biological process: protein desumoylation. Gene Ontology annotation, molecular function: deSUMOylase activity. Bases 52 to 924 code for a protein of 290 amino acids. The transcript has 6 exons. NCBI's taxonomy places the organism in Eukaryota, Fungi, Basidiomycota, Tremellomycetes, Filobasidiales, Filobasidiaceae. The record is from RefSeq and is a predicted model, not a curated record. Gene Ontology annotation, cellular component: nucleus.
CAGACUCCGGCGUGGUAUCGUUCUUCUCCGACCGCCCUUCCCAAUGUCGAGAUGGACAGAGUAAAUUACCUGAAGAGCCUCGGACCAGGAGAAUGGGUGGACGACAUCGCCGUGGAUUCCUACUGCACCCUCGUACAUUGGUGGCAGUCGACCUUCAGAUUGACGGGCGAGGGAAAGCCGGCCUCGUUGAUCAUGCCGGCCAACUUGUCCCAAAAGAUAAAGAUCGACAAGGUCAAGGAUACGGAGAAGACUGUACAUGCUGGGUAUACCAACGGGAUCCCCUAUGGGGACAUCUUGGCCAAGCGGAGCCUCAACCCCUUCGAGCACUUGCACACGAUCAUACCCUUUCUGACCGGCGAGAAUCAUUGGGUCACGGCGGUGAUCGAUAUGAAAUCGAGGACGAUCUACGUGUUCGAUUCGAUGAGAGAUAUCGAUGCCAAAGAGAGUGAAGGGAGAUGUAAGGCGGUCUUCAUGUCGGUCAGACGGUGGAUCUCCGAGUUUGAGAAAGCGAUCAAUCGAAAAGACCCGGACCGGAUGGAAAUCGACGAUGGAGCCGAGGUCGAGGUCGCAGAGUGGAAGUCGAGGUUCCCGAGGGCCUUGACGCAGCAGAAAAACUACCACGAUUGCGGUGUGAUGAUGUUACAGACCAUCAUGAACGUCUGCAGGUUACAGAGCUUGGAAGCGGUCGCCUUUGGGUUCUCGGAUUUCGUCGAGGAGAACGGUUCGACCAUGGACCGCAUGUCACCCGACAACAUCGACAACGACGUGUCAUUCCAGACGAGAGAAAAGAUGUCCAUAGAGUUGCUCCAGCAGAAGCUCCUUCUGAGGACCUUGAGGGAUGACAGGCCGGCGUACGUCGUGCUAGGAGAAUCGGCUGCCAAGACUUCGACGCGGUCUGGGUUUUGGUCUCCUGAUUCCGAUUAGAUGAGAACGAUAUUACUACGCUGUACAUUGUACGGGUUUUACGUGACUAUAUCUAUCAUAAAGAAUGAUCGGGUGGAGUGGGACGGGCUGACGGGAUAGCUGAAGAGGAGAUUAAUUUGUAUAAGUGAAGAACGGUAUGAUGCAGUAACGUGAAACUAUGCACUGAAGAUCGACCUGGGUAA